GAAGCUGAGUAAGAUAAAAUCUUUUGUAAUCUAAAUAUGAUCUUGAUAUAUUUCAUAAAAUUAAUGCAUGGUUUAUUAAAAUGGUUAAUUUAACAGCUAGAUAUUAAGAUCAAUAUUUACAACAGUGGUAGAGCCACGCGGCAGCUUUUGCUGUCGCACGGAUGGCCUGGCUCAAACCGGGGUGGGUACGACGACCUCACAGAAUACCAGCGUGAAGUAGAGGUUUACCUCUGUGUUACGCUUGGUGAGUGCAGGUGGCUGGAGGCCCAAUUCCCCCCCCCCCCCUCGCCCUCCCAUCAACAUGGUAGUGGAAUUAAAUAAAAGACUACACAGGAGGGUACCAGCACCCCUGGAGAAUCCCUCGGUGAACAUCCACGACCAAACUACUCCACUCCUGAGCGUGGGUGCUCAGGCUACCCAGCGUAUUCUGGGGAGCGGGUAGAUGGGGGGGGGGAUGGAAAUUCGCGACUAAUACUGCUCGGGGCAAGCGAAGCAAUCAAGGCACGGCGAAGCCGGCCUUGCUCUUUUUAACCGAGACUCAGGUGUCCUCUCCGGCUGAUAUUUCAUAUCUCUCCUACCCGGGAUACAAAUUUUAACACUCCUUUGCGCCCCGGGUUGGAGUUUGCGUAUACGUCAGAGGGGACAUCUGUUUUCGACGCCUCGGCAGUCUUGCAGGUACGUCCAUCCUAUGGCGGCGCGUAGACAGUGAUAACCAUCCCCGCGUCUAUAGGUGCCUCUAUAUGUCCCAUAGCGGUAAUGCCGACACAGACCGACUCAUCGACCACAUCCAAAUGGCUGCAGACUCCGUGCUACAACAGGUCCCAUCCGCAGAGAUUGUGAUACUCGGUGAUUUUAACGCCCACCACGCUGAAUGGCUUGGUUCCCGUUUAACCGAUCAUGCGGGUAGAUAUGUCUAUGACUUUGCCUUGGCAUAUGGUCUAAAACAACAAACAAACAGAUGUGGAGAAUCAUGUACCUUCCCUGUUGGAACUUUUGCUGACCUCUCAUCUGGACGGAUAUCAGGUCUCCGUUGAUGCCCCUCUGGGCUUCCCUGACCAUAGUCUAAUCCGGAGUACGGUGCUACUCACGCUCCCAUCGCAGUUGCGAUGUGCAGCUUGCCGCCGUGUUUGGCACUUAUAGGUCGGACGAUUGGGAUGGGAUGCGGUCUUUUUUUGCAUCCUACCCUUGGGGGCGGGUUUGCUUCUCGCCAAAACAUCUCAGCAUUAUUGCCGAUUCAAUUGCUGAUGUGGUACUUCAGGCUAUGGAACUUUUUAUUACAACCUCUGUGGUGCCCAUCGAAGGCAGAUCCCAGCCAUUGUUUGGUCGUUCCUGUAAAAUAGCAUCACGCUAUAAGCAGUAGUGCUACCAAGCCUGGGCUGACGCAUCAACGUUCCGGGGUGUUAACACCAGCGCUCUUAGAAAGGGGUAUAAUUCCGCCUCCAGGUCCUUCAAAAGAGACAUUACCAAGGCAAAGUCAGAGCACAUCGGCAGAAUUGGCAAGAAACUAGUUCGCUUCCCUUCGGGAACACGUGCAAUCUGGUCUCUCGCCAAGGAUCCCAAGGGAACAUCUGUCAGCCAUCUCUGCCAUCUCUGCACAGGUUGGACGACUCACUGGCCCAUGAUGCAAAGGAGAAAGCCGAUCUGCUAGGCUCUCUUUUUGUUUCCAACUCGACUCUAGAUGACGGGGGGAACACACCGCCGACCAUCCCGCGGUGUGAGUGCUCCAUGCGGGAAGUGCUUUUUACACAGCGCUUGGUGAGAAAAGAACUCCUCUCCCUGGACGUCAACAAGUCGAGUGGGCCUGAUGGAGUCCCACCUAUUGUGCUGAAGACGUAUGCUCCGGAGUUGGCAACGGUUUUAACGCGUCUUUUUUGGUACUCCUACUCCCUAGGCGUAGUCGCGAACUCAUGGAAGACAGCUUUGGUGCACCCGAUCCCUAAAAAGGCGACUGCUCAGAUCCCUCCAACUACAGGCCUAUCGCUAUCACCUCCAUGUUCUCCAAAGUAAUGGAAACCAUUAUUAACAGCCAGCUCAUGCGGUAUCUUGAGGAUCAGCAACUAAUUAGUGACCGCCAGUAUGGUUUCUGUCGAGGUCGCUCAGCUGGUGAUUUGCUAGGUUACCUAACUCAUAGAUGGGUGGAGGCAGUGGAGUCUAAGGGGAAGGCGUUGGCCGUUAGUUUGGACAUAGCGAAGGCUUUCGAUCGGGUAUGGCACAAAGCGCUUCUUUCGAAGCUGCCUUCCUAUGAGCUUCCCGAGAAAUUGUGCAAUUGGAUCCCCAGUUUUCUUGCAGAUCGUAGCAUCAAGGUCGUAGUAGACGGUGCAUGUUUCGAUUACAAGCCCAUUAACGCUGGUGUUCCACAAGACUGCGUGCUAUCAACAACGCUGUUUCUUCUGCAUAUUAUUGAUAUAUUGCAAAUCAGUAACAUUCAUUUCUAUGCAGAUGACAGCACAGGUGAUGCUUUAUACACCGGCCGUUCCAAUAUUUCUCGGGAAAACUUCGCCGAGUACCGCGACUAAAUCUAGUCCAGUUCAUUCCCCAGAAGACACGAGUUUUCGCGUUUACCGCUAAAAAGUUUCAUGGCACUCCCCUUGUUGCCUCAGCCAGUGUCGGAAUCCUCGGUGUGAACGUAUCAAGUGACGUGUAGUUUCGUGGUCACUUGGAAGGGGAGGCCAAAUUGGCCUCUAAAAAGCUUGGCGUGCUGAGCAGGGCGGGAUAGUAUUUCAUGCCAGCACGCCGAUUGCAACUUCAUAAGGCGCAGGUUCGGCCUCACAUGGAAUUCUGUUCCCAGUUCUGGGCAGGGGCUCCCCAGUUCCAGCUCCUUCCAAUUGACCGUAUCCGGCGCAGAGCAGUUCGAAUCGUCGACUACCGAGUUCUUUCCGAUCGGCUUGACUCACUGGCACUGCGUAGAGAUGUUGCAUCUCUUUGCGUAUUUUAUCGCAUCUAUCACGGGGAGUGCUCUGAAGAAUUGUUCGGUCUAAUUUCAGCCGCUCAAUUUCACCAUCGCAUAUCGCGACAAAACUCACGAUACCAUCCAUAUCAUCUGGAUGAUUGGCGGUCCACCACUGUGCGAUUUAGAAUAAGUUUUCUCCCUCACACAACUUCCUUGUGGAAUCGAUUACCACCAGCGAUUUUUCCGGACUGAUACAACUUAGGGACCUUCAAGAAAAGAGCCUACUCCUUUUUAAAAUGCCGGCAACGCAUCUGCAAUUCCCCUGGUGUUGCAUUUGUUCAUAGGCGGCGGUAGUCACUGACCAUCAGGUGUGCCGCAUGCUCAUUUGCCCCCUCUCCAUUAAAAAAAUUAACUUAGUAGCAAUUGUUUUAGUAGAAUUACAAUUUCACAUUUAACGUUUCGUUUAACGUUAACGUUUAACGUUAGGUUUUACGUUAGGUUUUUAACGUAUAUAUUUUGGCUACCUGAAAGCCGAUCCUUUAACGUAAAUUGAGUGCUAUUAUCUGCUACAAAAUCGCGUUAAUAGCUGAUUUAAUUUUUCAACGGUUAUUUAAAUAGAAAAAAUUUACAACAAAAGCAUUUUUUUAACCAUAAAACCCAAAAACCAAAUGCUCACUUUAUCCCCUAAAUUUGUAUUUUUUUAUAACUUGCAAACAUUAUUACAUCAUAUUAUUUCCAAUGUAUAAAAUACGUAAAAUAUUCUAUGUUAUUUUUCAGAGAAUUAUACACUUACAGCUGGGCGGACAUGUUUGUUCUUGAUUUAUGGUAUCCACCGUCAUCCAAUGUGGGGAGAUGACGCUGUAGAAUUCAAACCAGAACGAUGGCUAGAUACUGCGACUUUACCUUCUUGCCCCACUGUUUUUGCUGCUUUUAGCAUGGGAAAGAGAGUUUGUAUCGGAAAACAAUUCGCUUUAAUGUCGAUGAAGACUACACUAUCUCACGUACUACGGCAUUAUCGCGUGAAAGGAGAUCAUACCAAGAUAAGGUUGAAGCUGGAUGUUGUGCUGAAAUCAGUAUGUGGUCACAACAUUUCUAUAGAGAGGAGAAAAUAAUGAGAAAAAAUUACAAAGAAACGUUUUGUUUAAGGCUAAAAAACACUAAAAAAAUUGACAUGAAAUAAAGUUUUUUAAAAAAAACAUAAAAGAUUGUACAUUUU
Messenger RNA from Parnassius mnemosyne (clouded apollo), 4106 nucleotides. The record is from the annotation of a GenBank genome assembly. Lineage: Eukaryota; Metazoa; Arthropoda; Insecta; Lepidoptera; Papilionidae.